Molecule: messenger RNA, 3955 nt
Organism: Chara braunii
Lineage: Eukaryota; Viridiplantae; Streptophyta; Charophyceae; Charales; Characeae
Source: the annotation of a GenBank genome assembly
GUUUGAUUGUUCUACCCCUGUUCCCACUCUCCCUACCCUCCCCGUACUCUGUGACCACCGGGACCUCUCAAGUACCGCAUCAAUUCACACUGAUGUCGAUGGAACAAGACACCGGGGCACUGCCACGACGCAGUGCCAGGCUUGCAGUUCGUGCCCGACCUGUGGUACCUCCAAGACCCAAGCAGCGACUCAGCAAGCGGAAGACUCCAGCAGCAUCAAGUACAGCAAUGACAGUACCAGUUACCACCGGAGUCCUUCCUGCAUGCCCGGUCCAAGGGGCCGGUGAGCUGUUGGCAGCUUACCCUCAGCGGGUACAGACAUUCAGUGAUGCCGUAGCUACCGCAAAGGCACAGGAGGAGGCAGCAGAGGUGGAACGUCAGCGGCUGGCCAGUGAGGCGGCAGCCCAAGCUCAGCAGACUGCUGAGGCUGACGCCGUGGUGCGAGAUAAGCGGAACACCAUUUGCAUGGAGUCCUUGACUAUGAAUGAGAGUCAGUGGACGACAAUGCUCCAAGGCAUGUUGUUUGUGCCUUCGGAUACACAGGCGGAUCCGACACCGGCGGAGGAAGAAAGGAGCAACCUGGCUAACCUGAUGAUGAACAUGAUGCGCGCGAUCAUGUGGAACAAUAUGAUGUUAAUGGUGCAAAUCCACGAGGGCAGACAACUGCGACAGAUUCAGCAGAAUGAUUCUGCAGCCUUAACAGCUGUCGUUCGCGCUUCUGCCACACAUCAGCAACAACAGCAACAGUUGUUGACCACCACCACCGCACGCGUCAACACCAUCGAGGCUAAGGCCUUAGCAGCGCCAGGCUGCACGACAGACGAGACGAAGCAGAUCAAUGGGCACAUCGAUCAUGUCGUCAAACUCAUCGGCAACAUAGGUGUUUUCAAUGGGCCGGACACGAUCAGUAGCACGGUGGCCGCUAUCAAGACGGACAUCACCAAGCUGCAGACGCGACCGGACGCCGCUACGAAGACGUACAAGAUGCCGCACUUCGACAUCAGCAAGUUCAACGACUACAACAAAUCGGACGCCUUGACAUGGUCGCAACGUUUCCUCACGGAAGCCUCAUGCCGCACGGUCCCAGUGGACGACAUGCUGAAGGCGCUCUAUUUGCAACUUAUUGGCGGAGCGCAGGCAUGGAUGAACCAUCUGGCGGCUACCAACAAAUGCACCAUCGCCGAACUCCACACGCACAUCACGUGGAAAGAAUUCAAGAAGCUAUGGUUCACCCGGUUCAUGGUCCGCAACGUCGUGAAGGCGGCCAUGAACGAGGUGUACACCUGCUCUAAAGGGAAUAUGCCAACUCGAGACUGGACAACCAAGUGGCAGAAGAUAGUGACCACGCCAGGGUUCGAUUUGAGCUUUACCAAUCAACGAUCCGAGUUCUUCUUGCGAUCAUGCGCAGGACUGCGAACCGCACUCGGCAACGAGUACGAUUACGCCUCAUUCCAGACUAUCCUGGAUCGUGCGAACUUGGUCAUUCAAACGGAUGACAAGGCUGCUAACGAACGGCAGUCCCAGCCGCACUAUGUGGCUAAACCGGCCUAUCAACGACCAGCACAUAACAAUGCUGUGAUUUCAGAAGAAACAGUCGAUCUCCACGCUGCAGCAGCAUCCUCGAGUGAUGGAGGAAUUGUAGCAGCGCUCCCGCCGAAGCGUCCCAAGAGAGUUCGGAAGAACAAGGCAACACAAGAGGCGGCAUUGAUGGGAACUGGGCAGCAACCAUGGACGGCUUACAAGAUAACCAAGGAUGUCUAUGACCUUCUUCAAAAGUACAACUACUGCCUUUGGUGCAAUGGGGUCACUCAUGUGACCGCCAACUGCCCCGAAAAGGGCAAGCCACGCCUGGUACCACCACUAGACCAGCCAAGCCACGUGCACUUAGAUUGCGUAUGUGCAGCCUGUACACCGUCGGCAAGUGAUCCGGUUAGUUCGCCACUGAUUUCCAAGGACUCGACUGCGUGGUCAAGAGUUGAGGAGCUUGACCCGCUCACGAGAGAGGACUUCGCUUGGAUGCCUCUUCCCUCGACUGAAAUUUGGCCAAGACCGCAUUGCAACGCCUUAAUGGCAAAUCUACGCUCCUAUUUGCACACUACAGUACCAGCUCCGUUGACGGACGACGGAGUAGCGGUUGCUGAUCUCUGCUCCUAUCUUGCGAAGAUUGACCGCGAGUACGCCACCCAAAGGUACGUCGAAACCGACGCGCCUUUGCUCUAUUUCCGCAUUCAAAUCGGAAAGGGAACCUUUAGUGCCUUGAUUGAUUGCGGAGCGUCUCGCAACUUUAUGAGCCAAGCCUUUAUGGCCCGCACAGGCCUUGGCCCGCGCGUUCGAAGGAAGACGCAACCCACGCAAGUUACACUCGCGGACGGCCGCACGCAAAAGUCAAUUGACCGAUGCAUCGACGGCGUUCCGGUAUACUUUGCGCCACUUGCGUGCGAGCCGGUGUCUUUUGACAUCCUCGACACCAAGUUCGACAUGAUUCUAGGCAUGUCUUGGUUGCGUAGCGCCGAUCAUCCGGUGAACUUUCAUGACCGAACCGUUCACAUCCAUGAUCGGAACGGAGUGUUAGUCYCAUGUACGGUCGCGACCCCUCACACUUCGAUUGCUUGUCACGUGGUCUCCAUUGCGAGAAUUCGCGACGCCAUAGCUCGGAACGACGUCGAGGAGAUGGGCCUUGUAUUCUUGCAUGCCCUCCCCUCGCCGGAUGGACCAGCCGCGUCAUCGCCGGACCCACGCAUUUCUCACCUCUUGGACGAGUAUAGAGACGUCUUCGAGACUCCCACCGGAACGGUUCCGGAUCGGCCCAUACGUCACGGGAUCACUCUCGAGGCUGACGCCGUCCCUCCGCGUGGAUGUAUCUACCGCAUGAGCGAAGAGGAACUCGAGGUGCUUCGCGCACANCUUCGCGCACAACUCGAUGACCUUCUCGACAAGGGCUGGAUUCGCCCUAGUUGUUCGCCCUACGCCAAGUUCAAAGGGAAUCUCGACAAGUGCGAGUUCGCCAAGCAGGAGUUUGAGUACUUGGGUCGUUUUGUCACGCCGAAAGGCAUUCGUCCUUUAGCGGACAAGAUCCAAGCCAUUGUGGAUUGGCCGAAACCCCGUUCGCCGGAGCUCGCACGACUCUUGGACACCGGUUGGAUUACCAACCAGGGUGUUCCGGAAGACAUAGUGAGCGACCGAGAUACUCGCUUCAUGUCAGCAUUUUGGACUUCCCUCAUGGCUGAGUCCGGCACGACAAUGAAGUCGAGCUCGGCUCGGCACCCGCAGACGGAUGGCCACACGGAGCGAGCGCACCAGACCGCUCAGAUGAUGUUGCGUACGCUCAUCCGUCCCGACCAGAAAGAUUGGGUUGACCGGCUUCCCGACAUCGAGUUCGCCUAUAACACUUCGGUGCACCAGGCGAUCUGCGUCACACCAUUCGAGUUACAUCAUGGUGGAGAGAAAGCACGGAUCUUCGCUGAUCUCCUUUUGCUACAGGCUGUCGACAUAAACGUCCCUUGCUCUCCCGCUUCCAUUCGGAAGUACCAGGACUUGCUGAUCAAAGCCCGCGCAAAUAUGCAAAAGGCUAAGAUCCGCAUGCAGCAGCACGCUAACCGACGUCGACUUCCAUGUCCUUUCBGCGAGGGAGACCUUGUUUGGGUCCUCUCCGAGCAAUUUGCGCUCGAGCAGGACAUUUCGAGCAAACUCCUUCCGAAAUGGUUCGGACCAUGGGAAGUCACUUCUUUCGUUGGAGACGACCCCGCAGGUCCUUCCUUUGUGAUCAACAUUCCACCGCACCUUACAGUGCAUCCGGUCUUCCAAGCGUCGAAGCUGGCCAUCUACACGCCACCUUCCGCUUCCCGGACGUCGAUCACAGGAUCCGCCUUCUAUGGAUGGACAUCAGGAAGUUGACGGAGUCAUCACGCACCGCAAGUAUGGCAACAAGCCAAUGCAGUACAAAGUCACAUUCAAGC